This is a messenger RNA of Eruca vesicaria subsp. sativa (arugula), 489 nucleotides long. The record is from the annotation of a GenBank genome assembly. Lineage: Eukaryota; Viridiplantae; Streptophyta; Magnoliopsida; Brassicales; Brassicaceae.
AUGCAGUACCUUAGCUGUCCUAACCCCACUGAGGCUGCGGCUAGAAUGCAACGUGUCCUGUCAAGUGAGGCUUCAGGCCUAGUGGAUGCAACAGCAGAUUCCAUCCUAGCUGCAGAGUUAACCCCGAGAAAAUCACUCUCACCGUGGGAGAGAGGUAUAAAAUCAGUAAGUCCAGUUGCAAACAACUCCCUCUUUGGAUUAAGACCGGACCAAAUCUUCAGCCCUAUACCUCAACCUCCGACAGAUCUGGGACUUGAUCCAUACUACAGUGAUGCUCCUGCUCAAGUUAACUUCCUGUCCCCCAGAGAAAAUAGUGAAACACCUGCUCGGCUCAGGUCACUAAUCAUUUCCCCUCAUAUGACAGCUGACGAUGCCCCUCCAUUGAACCCUCGAAGGCCUGUUUCACGGGAGGAAACUCCUAUCAAUGAAAGACAGACAAAAAGGCAAAGGAGGAUAUCGACUAGACAAUCAAGAAAGAGGAAACAGUAA